Messenger RNA from Tetrahymena thermophila SB210, 3786 nucleotides. RefSeq lists its product as hypothetical. Lineage: Eukaryota; Ciliophora; Oligohymenophorea; Hymenostomatida; Tetrahymenidae. The transcript is spliced from 4 exons. The record is from RefSeq and is a predicted model, not a curated record.
CUAAAAGGGCUAACGAAAACUGCUAAAUAUUUUUUACACCUUGUAGAAAAGCUUUUAUUUAAUAUAGUGAAAAUGAAAGGCGGUUUCAUCAAACCUUCUAGCAUGGGCAAGUAGCCUAAAAAAACAGUUAUUUUGAAAGACAACGACUUGAAAAGUUUUGAUAAAGAAUAUAAAAAAGAUGAUGUUUUAAAUAAAGAAUACAUGAAAAUGCAAUAGUUUAUGCUUGUGAGUGGAUAGCCUUAACUAAAUAUAAUGGAAUCGAAAAUAAAAGAUCUUGAUGAGAAGAUGAAUGGGAAUAGAAAUUAAAUGUCUCUAGAUGAUGAGUUAGAAUUGAGAAAGAUUAUGAUGAAGCAAACUAAAUUUGAAAAGAUGAUGAGCAACUAUUAUGAAAAUUACUUAAGUUAUUCUAUACCUAAAGAUCCUGAGUAAAGUGUACAUAAGAGACUUUAAAAUGUUUCAAACAACAAUUAAAUUGAGAUUUAAAAUAUCAUUAACCUUCAUAAUAAAUUGUAGCAAUCAACAUUAUAAGACCCAUUAAUAAAUUAAAAAGAGUUUAAAUUCCCUCAAACAACACGGGUUUUUGAAGAGAAAAAAAAAUUGGAUGAAGAUUUAUUGCUAAUGAAUUAGAGUCAAUAAAUUUUAGAUGGUAUCAAAUCGCCUGAAAGCAAGAAUUAAACGAGAACUUAAAGAGUCAAUAGCUAAGGAAUAUAGAUUUAAGAUGAUGGUUACGAGGAUGAAGAUGAUGAUGAUUCAAGUUAAAAUUCUAAUGAGGUUAACUCUAAAAAUGAUCUGGAUAAUUUGACUGAAAAAAGUUUAAAAAGUUCAAAGAGCCGUAGAAGUGUCAGAAGCAACUUCGAUAGGACAUCUAGGUAUUCUACAACCUCAAGAAUUUCAAAAGGAAAAGGCUAAUUUACAAACGAAUGGGAAUAUAACAGUUUAAACGAAUAUGACAUAGAAGAUAUUCCAAAGCUUAUAGAAGAAGAAAAAGUUGAAUUUUAUGUUAUGCCUCAAGAGGUUACAUAAGUAAAAGCCCAGCAAGAAUAGAAAGAGCAAGAUAAUACCUAAAAAUAAACAGAUUAAGAUGGAAAAAGCAAUAAAGACAAAGAUAAAUAAAAGGAGAAAGAAAAAGAUAAACAAAAUGAGAAGAGUUAAAAGGAAGAAAAUAAAAUCUGGAAAAAAAGCAAAAAGAAAAUAUUGUUUAUCUAGCAAGAAUUAUCUAAUGAUGAGUUUUUAAAGUUAAAUAUUCAUGAAAUGUUGUCAUAUGUCUAAUAAGUAGAUUACAUUUAAAAAUUUAGCUUUGCUUAUGGCUAAGCUGGAACUAUUCAUCCUGAAAAUCAAAUUUAAUACCACAGAGAUCUAACAACGUAAGCAAGGGAUAUGUUAACGAUUGAUCCUGAAGUCAGAGGAAAUUAUUUUGAAUAAGAUAGAGCAGGUCUGUUAGAAAUAGAGGAUAUUUACAUAGACAUGAAUAAAAUAACUUUCGAAGAUGUAACGAACAUCAUUAGUGAUAGAGUAUCUGAUUAUUUCAUUAAAAACUGCAUAGAUCCUAAAUAUUUAGCUGAAAAUUAUGAAAAAUUUUCUUAUAUUCCUGAAAAAAAUAAUAACGUUUUAGAUAAGAUGCAGUAUACUUAGUCGCUUUAGGACAUAAAGAAAUCUUAGUACUUAGAAAUGAAAAGCUAUUAUUAAAAGAUGAAAACAUGGGACAAUAAAGAUAUGCAAAUAAGUUAUAAAGAUAUUAUCAAAGAAACUAAGACUGUCACUGAUUGGGUUCUGGAGGAUUUAUUUCAUAUAAGAAAGGCCACAAUGAAUUCUUAUGACCUUGAUUUUGAUCCAAAAGUGAACUAGAUUUUCUAAACUUAGUUUUAUCACAAGUUUGAAUAGAAAUUGCUCAUUUUGCUGCAAAUUAUUCUUUACAGAUAAAAUAUACCUUCGUUCAAAGUUCCUAAAGAUUUAUUUGGUAAACCUACAAUGACUGAAGAGUAAUAAAAAGCUGAGAGAAUUAAAAUAGAAAAGUAAAGGGCUGAAUAAGAGAAAAAAUUUUUCAAAUUAUUUACUCCAGAGGAGAAGCUCGUUUAGGAUUUAAAGGAUCUUCUUAAAAAUGUAGGAAAAAUUUCAAAUGAGUUUGUGGAUGGCAGAUCAAAAGUGGAGUUAUUAAGAAUAUUCUUGGUAGAUUACAACGAAAUUGUUAAAUUUAAAACUGAGCAACUCAACAGAGUUAAGAAAAUAGAAGAAUAGAUUACUUAAAUUAACUCUGAAUUCUCUUAGAUUGAAGGUAAAACUUUGUAUGAGAGAUUAUUUGAAGCUAAAAUAGGGCACCUAAAGGACUAGGAAAAUGAAGAAGUAACUGAUGCUUAAAUUCUAGACUAGCUGAGCUAAAAAAGGGAGCAACUAUUGAAAGAGAGAGAGGCUAUUUUACUUAACUCAGCUUAAUUAUUUUCCGUUAAAUAGGAGAGUGAAGAAACUUAAAAUAAUCUAAACAAUUAAUCGUAAUCAGACUAAAAAAGUAAAUCUCCUUCACCUACACCGAGGGAUAAUUAAUAGGUAUUAAAUAAAAAUGGUGAUAACGUGCUUGUUUCAAGAGCAAGAAAUUUAAAAAAUGUAGCCAGAGCCUUCAAUUUGCCUGUGAAUUAAGCAGAUAAAAAAUUAGAAAAAAACUUUGAUUUAGAGUAAAGUUAGGAGUAAAAUUAAGAUCUUUUGAUUCCUCUUUAUAAAGCAGAUUCAUAGUAUUAGGCUGUCGCAUCAUCAUAAACACCUUAAAAAGGAUCUAUGAGUAAUAAAAGAAAUACCUCAACUACACCUAAUCGUAAUUUAAAAAAUAGCUAAUUUACUCCUAUAUCUACUACCAAAAGUAGGAAUAUGGAAGAUUCUCGAAGUGAGUAAUUUAGUAGAAAUUAAAAUAACAAAUAUUCUCAAAAGAGUUUAUUCAGUCAAUAUAAUCCUCAGAAAGAAACUUAUGAUAGAACAGACUCUAGAUUGAGCAACAGAUAAAUAUUAAAUGACACAUCAAUGCAAGAUGAUGAAUAUAGAGAUUAAUUAGGAAUGUAAUAUAGAAGAACUCCUGAAAAUUUCCAUAGAUAAACUAAACACAGUAAUACAUAUGCUGAGUAAGAAAGCAAUGAUUAUAACUAAGUAAAACAGAUAAAAUUAUUCAAAAAUGCAAGAACCAAGGAGUAUGAGUAGUCAAAUUUAGUUCUGAACAAGUCUCGUACAAUUUCAUAAAAUGGUUUAUUUUUUGACGGUAAUUCCAAUGAAACAAGUAAAAGUCCUUUUACAUCAACCUCUAAGUUGUUAAAAUAAUCUUAUUCUUAACAGUUUAGUGACUAAGACUUUACUUAAACUAAACUUGAAAGGUAAAAGAGAAUUUAAUAAAAUAAUUCUUCCAAUAGAUCAGUCAGUCCUUUUGCAAUUAAUUAAACAUAAUAUCCUGGUUCCAAAAUUCCAAAUACUAUUGAUUCAUUUUUAAACGAAGACACCAGUUUAAAAAUUAUUCAAAAAAACUUGAAUACAAUUCUAAAGGAAAAUUUAGUUUUAAAUUAGAACUAAAACCAUAAAAGACAUGAGCAUUCAAGCAAUUCUAAAAUGUCAAACUAAAAAACUUUGAAAUCAAGCCGCUCAUAAUUACUUUUCUAAGAUUAAUCAAAUUAUCAACCAAAUAGUUCUUCUAAGAGUCCCAUAAGGGAGGUAUAAAGUAGCCUUGAAAUGAUUACAAACAAAAACUGGAAAUAAGUAUUCAAGACUGCUUCUUGUCGUAAAAAUAAAAACACCUCUAAAGAUAAAAAAUAUUGA